AAUAAUUUCAACAGAAAAACAAUUCUUUGACAACUCAAUAAUGGCAACUUUAUUUCGAGUAACCUGUUCAUCUAUUGUAACUAUUCUGUUUAUUCAUUGUUUAUCGUUAAUUACUGUGAUUGAUUGUAAAAAAUCCGAAAUGACCAUCCAAAUGCUAGGUAAUAUGGCCGGUGGUAGUGGCGGUUCUUAUGGUGGUGGUGGAAAUUCUUAUGGGGGUGAUCCAAUGCUAGUUCUAUCGGGAAAAGAUGGCACUAUGAUCGCUGGUGGACCAUGUAGUAUGAUACCGUUUAUGAUGUCACCAAGUAAAAAAUCCAAAAAGAAAGGCCAGGAUAUGAUCAUGAUGAUUGGUAGUGGUUGUAAACGUCAACAAAGUUAUCCAUAUCCACAACCAAAACAUAUUCAAGUACAUGUACAUCCAAUCAUGAUGGGUUAUGGUGGCGGAGGAUAUGGAAAUUCUAUGAGCUAUCCUAUGAACAAUGGAUAUAGUGGAGGUAAUUACGGUGGUGGUAGCAGUGGCGGUAGUAGUUAUUCUUCGGGUGGAUCUUAUGGUGGUAGUAGUAGUAGUUAUUCUUCAGGUGAAUCAUAUGGUGGUAGUAUGGAUGGGGAUUAUGGUGGUGGCUAUGGUGGUGGAAAUGAUGGCUAUAAUAAUAAUAAUGGUGGUGGUGGCUAUUGAUCAUAAUUGAAUUUAAUAAUUAAAAUUGAAUCAUUUUUCUCUUUCCCUUUCCUCCUCUUAAAUUAU
Molecule: messenger RNA, 739 nt
Organism: Dermatophagoides pteronyssinus (European house dust mite)
Lineage: Eukaryota; Metazoa; Arthropoda; Arachnida; Sarcoptiformes; Pyroglyphidae
Source: RefSeq, a predicted model, not a curated record